GGAUUUUAGUAUCUGUUAUUUCCCUCAUUUUCUUUUCCCCAAAUGAAUUGAUUCGUGGAAAAAAUAUGGAUUAGGGGUUAACGAAACUCAUUACAUGUUUCACAACCAGCUUGAAAAAAUUUGAAUUUAAAUCGAUCGAUCUACUUGAGUACCAAAAAUGAGAAAUUGAUUCGACAUGCUGGAACGUUCGGGUAACAAAAUUAAUUAUUUUUUUAACCAACAAAUCUAAUUAACAUUUAUAUUUGUUUUCUUGACAAAAUUGAUUUCUUAAACAAUCAAUACUUAAUAGUUGAAAGGCGUGCUAAAGCCUGAAUGCAAUUUAAUUUUAACGAUCUUCCUUAAAUACCCCCGCCUCAUUAUCUCACGAAUUUUAACAAAGGGGAACGGAUAAAGAAGUAAAAUAAAAAACAGAAACAGAAAAAAACUAUAAAUAUCCUUACCGGUUUUCAGAAUUCGCUCUAAUACUAGAUUACAAAGGAAAUUUCUACUCCCUCUACAUCAACAAUCAUCUAUUCCCAGUCCCGACUAAGACCCUGUGCAGGGUGAGCAACUACACAGGGCCCCAAAAUUUAAUGGCCCAAUUGUAUAUUGUUUUGUCCAAAGUAAAAAAAAAAAAAAAGCUAAGUUACUUUCAUGCUGCCCACUACUUUUCUGAGAAAGUAUAGUCCCAUACCCGGUAUGGGACAACUUUUCUCAUAUCAGUUACUUGAUAUGAUUAGAUGUAGCUCAAAUAUGAUUUAAUAACGAACUGAUAUGAUUUGAUGUAACCCAAAUAUGAUUUAAGAUUUCAACUAACAAGCCCCCAAAAAAAAAUAUGAAAAAAAAAAUUAUAAUUUUAAUAUUAUUUUUGUCAUAAAAAUUAUAUAAAUGCCAUAGUAUUGACACAUACCCAAUAUGGGAAUAUAAUUGCUCCUACUUUUCUAUCCCUUCCAAUUUACAAAACUUAACUCCUCGUCUCCUCCUUUAUUGUUCUCAGCCUCCAAAAAAAAAUUUCACUCUUCCCAAUUUCCAUUACAAUUUACAGCUCUAAUCCUCAAUUCCCAAAGAGAAAUAAAAAAAAAAAGGUGUUUUUGAGUUCAAUUUAAUCUUCAUAUUCCUCGUAUGAUUUUCAGAUUAUAAGAAGAGGUAAUUCAUCCCUAAUAUAGAUAAGUUUUGAUUUGAGAAAUCUGAACCCACAACAUUAAAACCCAAUAAAUUUAAAAAUGGAGGAAAAGUUAUCACCAACACCUUCUCCAAUUCAACAUCUUUCUCAACAUUGCAAUGCAAUGAAUUUUGCUGAAGGUUUUCGUGAUAAUCCUGCUCCUUCCCACAUCAAAAACGAUGUUGUUUCCGCCAUUAAUUCGGACUUUAUUCAGUACAGAUAUGGAGGAUAAUAGUUCCAAGAUGAUAAGACUCAAUAGCAGUAGGCUUGAUUAUAUCAGUGAUCUGCCGAGGGAUGUGAUAUACAAAAUCUUGGAAUGCUUGCCUCUCAAGGAUGCUGCACGAAUGUGUUUUCUUUCGCACAAGUGGCAUGACAUUUGGACUUCGAACCCCUAUCUUGUUUUUAAUCAUGCAUUUUUUGAAAGUGUCCUUAAAGUGGAAAUCUGCAAGACCGAUAAACUUCACAGUAUUGUGAGCAAAAUACUCUUUCAACAUGAAGGUCCCAUUCUUAAGUUCGCAUUGUAUGUUCCUCCUGUACAAUCCUGUCUAGAUGUUACACAGUGGAUAUCCUAUCUUUCAAGAAAUAAUGGUCUUAGGGACUUUAGCCUGUGUAGUACGUACCGUAUGCCUCUUUGGUUGAGCUCGCGUCUUUUCUCGUGUGUUGACUUGGAGAAGUUGAAGCUUACUUCCUGCGUCUAUUUCAGCCCUCCUCCUAAUUUCAGGGGCUUUCCGAAGCUGAUAAGCCUUGAGCUCGACGGAGUCAAAGUAAAUUACAGCACUUUCGAAAAUCUAAUUGGCAGUUGUCCUCUACUACAAAACAUAGUUUUAAAGAACUAUAUUGGAUUGGAGCAUAAGAACUUUACCAUUGAUGCUCCUAACCUCAGAAACUUGACUCUUGAUUGGGCUUUCGAGUCAGUUUAUCUGAAAAGUUGUGAUAAUCUUGUGUCAGCUUCGAUUGGUAUGUCAAAAUUGGUUAAUGUCUGUGACAAGGCCAGUUUACAUGGUCUGUUAAAAGUUCUUACAAAUUCGAUCAAACUUGAAAGGCUUUGCUUAAGAAGUCAUUUAUGUAGGAUUUUCUUUAAAGAAGGUAACCUUGGUACCUUUCAGAACCUGAGAAAUCUGGAGUUGGUAGGGCUUCCUUUGGUUUUUCUGGAUGAUUUCUCUUCUACCAUUAGCUGUGUACAGAGCUUUCCUAACAUUGAAACGCUUGUAAUCUAUGUUCAGAGCAGCGCCAAUCUAGCUGAGCGUCUGCUGGACUACAAUUCUGACUCUACAUUGCAUCACCUCCGUUAUGCUAGAGUUUUGUUUUCGGUUCCUUCUAAUACACAGAUGAAGUUUUUCGAGUAUUUGCUUGCUUGCUCCCCUGUGCUUGAGAAAUUAGUAGUACAUUUCUAUUCCUCCGACAAGGGCACCUCUACAUUGAAUCUGUUAAGAUUGUCAACGGAGUUAAAUCGGUUUCGUAGAGCAUCACGAAGGGCAGAAGUCAUCUGCAAGGGUUUAGGAAGGGAGUGAUACAUGGAUUGUUUAUUGGUGUGUGGUACAAUUUUUUUAUAAUAGCACAGUAGCACAGAAUAGUUGAAUCAAAAGGCAAAUGUUCAAUAACUUCAAUUCCCCGGUUUGCAAUAUGUUGUAAAUUUUUAAAAGACUUUCUCACUCCCUCACCCGUCCAAUGAACUGGUCAGUCAGGCUACAACAGAUAUACACCCAUUGUUAAUGUUGCUAUCAAGCUAUGAGUUGGUGUUGAGUUGCUCUAUUUGCUUCAUUUUAUUUGGGUAGAAUUUUCAUUUAUAUUUCA
Messenger RNA from Beta vulgaris subsp. vulgaris (sugar beet), 2935 nucleotides. Its product is annotated as F-box/FBD/LRR-repeat protein At1g13570. The transcript is spliced from 4 exons. NCBI's taxonomy places the organism in Eukaryota, Viridiplantae, Streptophyta, Magnoliopsida, Caryophyllales, Amaranthaceae. The record is from RefSeq and is a predicted model, not a curated record. The coding region runs from base 1321 to 2652 and encodes 443 amino acids. Gene Ontology annotation, molecular function: protein binding.